CCUCACUCCCUUACCCACUCCCUUACCCAUUCCCUUACCCUCACUCCCCUACCCCACUCCUCUGUUUUAAAACCCUUAGAAGACUCUUAACGUUUGUCUAUCAAGUAAGGCCUUUGGGAUCUUACUCUCUACCUUGCCAGCCUUAACUUCUUGCCUGGGCUCAUCCUAUUUUAUGCUCCAUUGUAAUUUUUAAAAAUUUAUUUGUGGAUCCUUGAACUGCUACACUGAAACUGCAUUGAGCCAAGCUUGCCACCAAGAGCCCAACAAUCAUCAUGAUGCUGAGCACGGAAGGCAGGGAGGGGUUCGUGGUGAAGGUCAGGGGCCUACCCUGGUCCUGCUCAGCUGAUGAAGUGAUGCGCUUCUUCUCUGAUUGCAAGAUCCAAAACGGCACAUCAGGUAUUCGUUUCAUCUAUACCAGAGAAGGCAGACCAAGUGGUGAAGCGUUUGUCGAACUUGAAUCCGAAGAUGAAGUGAAAUUGGCAUUGAAGAAGGACAGAGAAACCAUGGGACACAGAUACGUUGAAGUGUUCAAGUCCAACAGUGUUGAAAUGGAUUGGGUGUUGAAGCAUACAGGUCCGAAUAGUCCUGAUACUGCCAACGAUGGCUUCGUCCGGCUUAGAGGACUCCCAUUUGGCUGUAGCAAGGAAGAGAUUGUUCAGUUCUUUUCAGGGUUGGAAAUUGUGCCAAAUGGGAUGACACUGCCGGUGGACUUUCAGGGGCGGAGCACGGGGGAGGCCUUUGUGCAGUUUGCUUCGCAGGAGAUAGCUGAAAAGGCCUUAAAGAAACACAAGGAAAGAAUAGGGCAUAGGUACAUUGAAAUCUUCAAGAGUAGCCGAGCUGAAGUCCGAACCCACUACGACCCCCCGCGAAAGCUCAUGGCUAUGCAGCGGCCAGGUCCUUAUGAUAGGCCAGGGGCUGGCAGAGGGUAUAAUAGUAUUGGCAGAGGGACUGGGUUUGAAAGGAUGAGGCGUGGUGCCUAUGGUGGAGGGUAUGGAGGCUAUGAUGACUAUGGUGGCUAUAAUGAUGGCUAUGGCUUUGGGUCUGAUAGAUUUGGAAGAGACCUCAAUUACUGUUUUUCAGGGAUGUCUGACCAUAGAUAUGGAGAUGGUGGGUCCAGUUUCCAGAGCACCACAGGGCACUGUGUACACAUGAGGGGAUUACCUUACAGAGCCACUGAGAAUGAUAUUUACAAUUUUUUCUCACCUCUUAACCCCAUGAGAGUGCACAUUGAAAUUGGACCCGAUGGCCGAGUUACUGGUGAGGCAGAUGUUGAAUUUGCUACCCAUGAAGAUGCUGUGGCAGCUAUGGCAAAAGACAAAGCUAAUAUGCAACACAGAUACGUGGAGCUCUUCUUGAAUUCUACUGCAGGAACAAGUGGGGGUGCUUAUGAUCACAGCUAUGUAGAACUCUUUUUGAAUUCUACAGCAGGGGCAAGUGGUGGUGCAUAUGGUAGUCAAAUGAUGGGAGGAAUGGGCUUAUCCAACCAAUCUAGUUAUGGGGGCCCUGCCAGCCAGCAGCUAAGCGGGGGUUAUGGAGGUGGGUACGGUGGUCAGAGCAGUAUGAGUGGAUAUGACCAAGUGCUGCAGGAAAACUCCAGUGACUAUCAGUCAAACCUCGCUUAAGUAAACAAUACUAAACAGCUAUUACAAAAAUAAAAUCUCUGCAUUUAUGGGAGUUGUAGAAUGGGAGGGAUGUCUAGUAUAUCCAGUAUGAUUGGUAAAUGGGAAAUACUGAUUCUGAUCACUCUUGGUCAGCUUCCUCUUUCUUUCUUUCUUUCUUUCUUUCUUUCGUUCUUUCGUUCUUUCGUUCUUUCAUUCUUUCCUUUUUUUUUUUAAGAAAACAAAAGUUAAGUUUAACAGUUUUGCAUUACAGGCUUGUGAUUCAUGCUUACUGUAAAGUGGAAGUCAAGGUUUUACAACUUUAAGCUCAGUAAUUUUGAACACUGAAACAUUCAUCUAGGGUGUAAUAACAACGUUCAGUAUUGACCAUAACUGUUAAAACAAUUUUCAGCUUUCCUCAAGUUAGUUACAUUGUAGGAGUAUACCUAAGCAGUAAGCAUUAUUUAGGUUAAAGCAGUUUCACUUAUGUUAAAUGUUGCUCUUAUACCACAAUACCUUGAAAACUUUGGAUGCAUGUUGAGAAACAUGCUUUUCUGUAAAACUCAAAUAUAGGAGCUGUGUCUACGAUUCAAAGUGAAAACAUUUGGCAUGUUUGUUAAUUCUAGCUUUUUGGUUUAAUAUCCUGUAAGGCACGUGAGUGUACACUUUUACUUUUUUAAAGAUCUGGGACAAUUUUGAGAUGUAAUACCAAUACUUUAGGAGUUUGGUCAUGUUGUUUGUAUGAGAUUCUGAGACUUUGAUUUAAACCUUUCCUUGUAUUGUGAUUUCCAUUAGAUGUAUUGUACUAAGUGAAACUUGUUAAAUAAAUCUUCCUUUUAAAAAUGAAAAA
Messenger RNA from Canis lupus familiaris (dog), 2448 nucleotides. It is a transcript of the gene HNRNPH2, whose product is annotated as heterogeneous nuclear ribonucleoprotein H2. Gene Ontology annotation, molecular function: RNA binding. Lineage: Eukaryota; Metazoa; Chordata; Mammalia; Carnivora; Canidae. Bases 273 to 1622 code for a protein of 449 amino acids. Gene Ontology annotation, cellular component: ribonucleoprotein complex; nucleoplasm. The record is from RefSeq and is a predicted model, not a curated record. The transcript is spliced from 2 exons. Gene Ontology annotation, biological process: regulation of RNA splicing.